This is a messenger RNA of Coregonus clupeaformis (lake whitefish), 5161 nucleotides long. It is a transcript of the gene fxr2, whose product is annotated as fragile X mental retardation, autosomal homolog 2. Gene Ontology annotation, biological process: DNA damage response; positive regulation of translation; regulation of translation at postsynapse, modulating synaptic transmission. Bases 593 to 2641 code for a protein of 682 amino acids. The transcript is spliced from 17 exons. Gene Ontology annotation, cellular component: dendritic spine; presynapse; dendritic spine neck. Gene Ontology annotation, molecular function: mRNA 3'-UTR binding; protein homodimerization activity; translation regulator activity. Lineage: Eukaryota; Metazoa; Chordata; Actinopteri; Salmoniformes; Salmonidae. The record is from RefSeq and is a predicted model, not a curated record.
CAUUCAGUACCUCGGCGUGCGUUUGAGGGGACGGGUGGUUGGAGUGGAAGGAGUUGCCGGGCGAUAGUGCAUCACAAACGCUUUUUUCGGGAGGAUUCUUCCUAGCAAAAUUGUACUUCAAAAUAAAAUAAAGGAAUCCCUGCGACGUCUUUCUACAAAAAUUUCACAUUUAUACGCCUGUUUUAACAUCCCCGCAAGUGACGGAAUCAAGGCGUUGGUGAUAGCUAACAUUUCCCUCACGUAGCAAGCUAGCAUUAUUAGUUUACUAGCUUUGAAGCACAUUGCAACUUGACCGCCGCGGUCCCCGUCUCAACGCAGGACAGCACCUUGCUUGUGCGGUUGCACGCCAGCUAACAAAGCUAUCGAUAGUUUGCUGGAGACUGUAUCUACCUAUCUGUUGAUCCCAUUAACACCCAAGUCCCCAACCCCCUUCACCCCUCUCCCUCCACCACCCGAAACACUGGAAAUCCACAAGCGGUUGGAGAGCGGCGACGGGCCAGCGGCUGCGAAGCUGGGGGUGGUACCGGAACCGCACGGAGUCGUAGCGGCUUCAGAAAAGACCAGUCGUGGGGACCUAACGUUACCGACUACUAUGGACGGGCUGGCGGUGGAGGUUCGCGGUUCGAACGGGGCCUUCUACAAGGGGUUCAUCAAAGAUGUCCACGAAGACUCACUCACAAUAGUAUUCGAAAACAACUGGCAACCAGAGAGACAGCUGCCCUUCAGUGACGUUCGGCUGCCGCCCCCAGCCGACUACCACAAGGACAUUGGCGAGGGAGAGGAGGUGGAGGUGUACUCGAGGGCCAACGAUCAGGAGCCAUGUGGCUGGUGGCUGGCCCGGGUGAGAAUGAUGAAGGGAGAGGUGAGUCAGGGACUGUUCUACGUCAUCGAGUACGCAGCCUGCGACGCCACAUACAACGAGAUAGUCACGCACGAACGCAUCCGGCCCGUAAACCCCAACAGCCCUUCCUCCCGAAACUCCUUCCACAAGGUCCCCAUCGCCAUCCCAGAAGACCUACGGAACAUCUGUGCGAACGACAACAUCCACAAAGACUUCAGGAAAGCCAUCGGAGCCAACUGCAUUUUCUACAGUGCAGCCUCACACGAGCUCAUCGUGCUGUCAACGAACGAGACAACAGUAAAGCGUGCUGCUCUCCUGAGCGACAUGCACUUCCGCAGCAUCCGUACCAAGCUCAUGCUCAUGUCCCGCAACGAAGAAGCCACUAAACACCUUGAGACCAGUAAGCAGCUGGCGUCCGCGUACCAGGAGGAGGUGAAGGUAAGGGAAGACCUGAUGGGUCUGGCCAUUGGCUCCCACGGUGCCAACAUCCAGCAGGCUAGGAAGGUUCCCGGCGUCACCGCCAUCGAACUGGAGGAGGAGAGCUGCACCUUCAGGAUCUACGGAGAGACCCCAGAAGCAGUGAAGCUGGCCAGGGUUUUCCUGGAGUUCAAAGAAGACUACUUCCAGGUGCCCAGGAACCUCGUAGGCAAAGUGAUCGGCAAGAACGGCAAAGUCAUCCAGGAGAUUGUGGACAAGUCGGGGGUGGUGCGGGUCCGGAUCGAGGGGGACAAUGACAAAAAGCUUCCCCGUGAGGAGGUAGGCAGGCAGGGGGCUGGCAGAGAAGACACUGCCCCUAAACAAGAGGGCAUGGUCCCCUUCGUCUUUGUGGGAACUAAAGAGAACAUCAGCAACGCCCAGGCCCUACUGGAGUACCAUGUGGCCUACCUACAGGAAGUGGAGCAACUGCGUCUGGAGCGGCUGCAGAUUGACGAGCAGCUCCGUCAGAUCGGGGUGGGGUACCGUGCCCCCCCUAGUCGGGUCGGGGGCACCGGCCCCGGGGACAGGGAGAAGGGCUACCUGACAGACGAGAGCAGCAACUCCACCAACCUCCACACCUCCCGCACCUAUGGAGGCCGUGGCCGAGGACGCAGGCCCUCCAACAGCCAGUACUCUGGAUAUGGCACCAACUCUGAGCAGUCCAACGCUUCUGAGUCCGAGGACCUCAACGAGCGUGACCAGCGGCCCCGAGGCGUGGGCGGAGAUGAGAGGGGUUCCCGUCGGGGUGGCAGGGGCCGUGGAUCCAACACCGGACGGGGCCGCGGAGGACCCACCUCAAGGACUACCAACUCUAUCAGCGCAGUGCUGAGGGACCCGGACAGCAACCCGUUCUCCCUGCUGGAGGGUGAGGGUGAGCAGGGCGAUACGGACACCAGUGAGGGAGUGGGAGGAGUAGACCGCAGGAGACGCUCCCGCCGUCGCCGUAACGACCAGGAGCCGAGCGUGAUGGACGCCGCCGCCACAGAGUCAGACAGCCAGGCCGGACCCAACGAGAACGGACUGGACGAGGAGGGCCGACCCCAGCGCCGCAACAGGAGCCGCCGCCGCCGUAACCGUGGAAACCACCCCGAGGGAGGAUCCUCCAGCCGUGACAGACAGCCAGCCGAGGUGACCGUGGCAGACUACAUCUCCCGCGCCGAGUCGCAGAGCCGACAGAACCUUCCCCAGGAGACACUCGCUGCUCCCGAGCCCAAGGAGAACGGGAGCUGCGCCAAGAGGGAUGAGCUCACGGCGCCCACAAUGCGGUCCCCUAGCAACGGCAUGGCCACGCCCAGCGAGACCCUGGUCAACGGCGUCUCGUAGAGGACUAGGUCCCGCCCCCUAAAAACCCACGUCUAGAGCAAGACUUCAUGGCAAACUCUGUCCCUGCUUGCAUUUACUUAAACCUUAAAACAGAUGAGUGAAAAACAACAAAAUACCUGAUUCAUACUAUGAGCGAGAGAGGGGGAGAGAAAAAGUACAAAAAAACGACAAACGCAUCUUAAACACACGUAACGGUGUAUGUUAUCCUAUCUAUCAGUACUUAGUGCUUAUUUUAAAAAACAACUAGCUUGCCAAAAGGGCUGGUGGAUGUGACUUGAUUAUAAAAGAGAACUGAAUCACAGAAAACAGGACGAGACUUUUUUUGUUGUUGUUAUUUUUGUUUUAUUUUGAUGUUAUCACUGGUUUGGACUUGUGGUCGCUCUCCCAUUCAAACAGAUGCAUCUCUAAAAGUCCAGAGGAGAGGAGGAUAGAUGCCAACUGGAGAAAGGGAGGGAUAGGCGGAUGAGUCCAAGAGGUGAAGAACAAGUGACAGGAGUGCUACGUACCCUGGCCUAAACGUCGGUUGGUGAUGAUGGACAGACAGAUGGGAUUAUUGAUAGACAUUGUGCCUUGAAUUUGAAAAAAAGUUCAUUGUUGAGUUUUGUUUCACAGGAAAGGGGUUUUUAUUUUAUUUUUUGCUCAGAGAGAACAGACCAGUAGCGAAGGAAUGGGAGUUAAACGAGUGCAGAGGUGUUAACUGUGGUAGGACAGAAAACAAGGGAACGAGUAACUGGCCAGAGAGUCUGGUGCCAAACAAAAAAUUCAAGGCGCUUGUCCUCAGUGAGAGUGGACUGGACAGCGUUUGGGCUGUGUGUGUGUGAUUGUGUGUUUGUACGUACGUGUGCACAGUUGAGAGAGCUGGCAACCACAUGAUUAAAAUCGGGAGGGAUGAGAACGCAGAAUUCUUGGAACAUAGCCCUGGGUCAGUGGUGAGGUCAAAAAGGCAGGCGAGGCCGCUCUAUUUGCUGGGCGGGUAGGAAGAAGUGUUGCGUCACUUCCCGUCUCCAAUGUUUGACACUAGUGUCCAGGGCUGUCCCUACACAGCCUUACAGACAGACUGACCGACAAUGAGUGAUUAAGGACUUGAUGAUCUAUGGAUUGAUUUAGAUUUUAAACAAGAUAACUUUAGUGCCUCUUUCUCCUGGCCCACAAGCAGUGUGGAAUAGGGAGGUAGGGUAGCACGGCGCUCUAGCUUCCAGCCACACUAACUAAUGCCUGGGUGAACUGCAGCAUGGCGGUCUGAACGUACACGCCACGAUGACCACGAGGGGAGGGAGGUAGACUGUUGAAAUCGAGCCACGUUGUUUCACCCUUCUAGAAUGGUCCGUGUAGCGCGGGUGGGGUAGGAGACAGGCAGACUGACUGUGAUGCGCACAGCUUCAUAAGGGAUGAGUAGAGCCAUACACACGCAGGCUUACACAGAUGCACAAACCGUGCAGGACCGCACCACGACACUGUUGCAAUUCAGUCACGGGUGGUGGGGUUCAGUCAGUGUGGAUGCCUGCGCGUUGCGGUCGAAGGAGAAAUGAGUGUUUUGAGAAACUAUAAGCGAGGUGGUUGUCCUGUUCCUAAAGGUGGUGGUCGACAGGCAAGGGGCGGGAGGGAGGGGGGAGUGACUCAGAAACCCUCGGUGGCUCAUGUUACUGUCUUGGUUACCGCUCUCAACUACGUUUUGUUCUUUCCACAUAGAAAAUAUGAAAUAAAAUGGAAAUGAAAUCAACAACUGUCUUUUGAGAUGAACUGAUUGAUUUCUUCUGAGUUCGCACUAUUUUUCUAAAUCAAUCAACAAACCAACUGCAUGAUCAUUCAGCACUAGCUUUGCACGAGGGAGAGGGUUUAAGUUUCUGUUUCACCAUUAUUUCAUCCACUACUAGAACUGCUGCUAAUGUCCACCUUUGAAUGUCUUUUAGAAUCCACACCUUAGACACUUAAGUACUGUUGUGGCUUCUGAAUACCUUUCCACCACUCAAAUUCACCCACAAUAUGGCCGCCUUUUUACAAGGAUGACUAAGAAUAAAAUAAAAGCCAUCUCCUUAGUGUAAUUGUUUCCUACACUGAGUAUUACGAUAAGUAUUUAACGAGGGAAACAUUGAGCAUGAUAGGUGAUCACACAAGUAUUGAGGCUAAUUAGGGAUGGGAUGGUGUUUACUGAAUUAAAAUCACACAGAUUAAUUGACCCCUUUGGGUUCAACUGUGGGUGUUUUAAUGCGUCAGUAUGAGCAGCGCACUGAGUAUUUCUACCUUUGGUUCAUUUGUGCAUGCCUGCAUGUAAGAUUUGAGAAAGAUGGAGCACUUAGUCUUGUUUUACUGUGAAAUGUAUACCACUCAGUUGUGUUUGUUUAAUACUAUCUGCCGCUUGUGGCUCACUAUCCCCAUGUCUUUCUGGGUGGAGAGAAUGUUGACCUUUCAGUGUGUGUAUGCUAGUAGUACUGUUUCGGGACUGUCAACUCCUCAGUGUCAGGUAGGCUGGUCUUCUCACUCAUGUUCUGAUGGCAAUAAAGAAACUUCAUUUUUUGAUAA